Molecule: messenger RNA, 1482 nt
Organism: Guyanagaster necrorhizus
Lineage: Eukaryota; Fungi; Basidiomycota; Agaricomycetes; Agaricales; Physalacriaceae
Product: Dehydroquinate synthase-like protein
Exons: 13
Coding region: 1-1482 (493 amino acids)
Cellular component (GO): mitochondrion
Molecular function (GO): alcohol dehydrogenase (NAD+) activity; metal ion binding
Source: RefSeq, a predicted model, not a curated record
AUGUCUGUCAGCAGGAACGCCAUCCUUCGCCUCAUCAAUGCUUCCCAGCACUCUGCCUGCCCGUGCCAUACAUGCAGCGCUGCUACUCGUGCUCACGGACACGCACAUGGUCUCAACCAACUCAGACGGUUCGCGUCGCCUGGGGUGCAACCAGUAGAGAAGGAAUAUGCGUUUGAAGUUGCUGCGUCUAACUUGAGAUUUGGAGAUGGUGUUACUUCCGAGGUCGGGAUGGAUCUCAAAAACAUGAAGGCUCGGAAGGUUGGAGUUCUCACAGAUCCAAAUAUUGCAAAGCUUCGACCAAUGAAAAACGCCUUGGCUUCCUUGGAGGCGCAGACGGAUCUACCAUUCGAGGUCUAUGAUAGAGUCGUCGCGGAACCUACAGAGGAAAGCUGGAGAGACGCCAUUGGAUGGGCUAGAGAACAUGACUUUAGUCACUUCAUGGCUGUCGGCGGUGGAAGUGUCAUAGAUACUGCUAAAGCUGCUAAUCUAUUCAACACGUAUAAGGAUGCCGACCUCAUGGAUUUUGUCAACGCACCAGUUGGAAAAGGACUGCCUAUCUACGAAAAACUGUCGCCUCUCAUUGCCAUCCCUACUACAGCAGGGACUGGUUCCGAGACCACUGGUGCAGCUAUCCUGGACAUUACGUCUCGUUCAUUCAAGACAGGCAUUGCUAGCCGAGCCUUAAAGCCUGUCCUUGGAAUUGUUGACACCAUGAACACAGAAUCUUGUCCUCGAGAGGUACAGAUUAGCUCGGGCCUAGACACCUUGUUCCAUAGUAUGGAAAGUUACACGGCUAUUCCGUAUACGGAGCGCGUGCCCCGUCCAUCUAACCCGAUAUUGCGACCCGCAUAUCAAGGAAGCAAUCCAGUCGCAGACAUUUUUUCCAUGUGGGCACUGCAAACUACUGUCAAAUACUUGCCUCGCAUAGCAAAGAAUCCGGAAGAUGAGGAAGCAAGGCGACAGAUGCUGUUGGCGUCAUCAUUUGCUGGUAUCGGAUUUGGAAAUGCUGGUGUGCAUUUGUGCCACGGGAUGAGUUAUCCUAUAUCUGGUCUUAACAAGAAGGGACCCAAGUACAAACACCCCGGAUAUCUUGUUGAUACUCCUAUUAUUCCUCACGGAGUCAGUGUUGCUAUCACUGGUCCCGCAGUUUUCCAAUUCACCGCUCCUUCGUCUCCUGACCGUCAUCGUCAAGCAUUAGCGGUAUUCACAAAUACGACCAUCUCUGAUCCUUCUAUCAUGUCUAUCCCUGACUCCGAUAUCGGCUCCCACCUAUAUGAAGCCAUCGCGCGUUUCUUGGAUAGAGUGGGAGUUCCUCGAGGACUGAAAGCUCUCGGAUAUACUACCAGUGACAUUGACAAGCUUGUUGAUGGCGCAAUUCCCCAGAGGCGAGUUUUGGAUUUGGCACCUGGAAUCGGAAACGUCGCUGGAGAGGAUGGGCGAGAGUAUCUCACAAGGAUUAUUGAGCGAUCUAUGGAGUACUGA